Chionomys nivalis (European snow vole) is the source of this 3993-nucleotide messenger RNA. Its product is annotated as zinc finger protein 58-like. Gene Ontology annotation, biological process: regulation of immune system process; regulation of cytokine production; negative regulation of transcription by RNA polymerase II. Gene Ontology annotation, molecular function: RNA polymerase II cis-regulatory region sequence-specific DNA binding; DNA-binding transcription factor activity, RNA polymerase II-specific. The record is from RefSeq and is a predicted model, not a curated record. Bases 112 to 1758 code for a protein of 548 amino acids. The transcript has 4 exons. NCBI's taxonomy places the organism in Eukaryota, Metazoa, Chordata, Mammalia, Rodentia, Cricetidae.
CACCCAAAGACGUCCAGGAAAGCUUUUUCCGGCUUUUGGUCUCCACACGUGCGUCUUCCUCAAAGUUGUGCGGGAGUCCCGCCUGCUCCCCAUUCCUGUUGCGUCUCUGACAUGGAGGAAAUGCUGUCCUUCUGGGAUGUGGCCGUCGAGUUCUCUCCAGAAGAGAGGGAAUGUCUGGAGCCUGCUCAGUGGAAUCUGUACAGGGAUGUGGUGCUGGAGAAUUACAGCCACCUUGAAUUCCUGGGUCUUGUCCUCUCUAAGCCACACCUGGUGACAUUUCUGGAGCAAACACAAGGACCUGGGGAUGGGAAGAGACAAGCAGCAGCCACCGUGCACCCAGGAACAGCAUCCAAUGUUGAUUAUAACUCACUACAUAGUCAAUGCCAGAGAAUUCAUACAAGGGAGAAACCCUACAAGUGUGAAGAAUGUGGUAAGGCCCUUAGUUCUUAUAAAACACUUUCAAUACAUCAGAGACUUCAUACUGGAGGAAAACCCUAUGUGUGUAAAGAAUGUCACAAGGCCUUCAAUACUCACUCAUCACUUUUUAUACACCAGAAAGAUCAUACUGAUGAAAAAACCUACAAGUGUGGAGAAUGUGGCAGAUCAUUUUACUAUCUUUCAAUGCUGAAACAACAUCAAAGGAUUCAUUCUGGGGAGAAACCCUACAAGUGUGAAGAAUGUGGCAAAUCCUUUUGCUAUCCCUCAUUCCUUAAGCAACAUCAAAGAACUCAUUGUGGAGAAAAUCCCUACAAAUGUGAAGAUUGUGGAAGAAGUUUUUCUUGUUCUCUACGACUUCAGGUGCAUCAAAUAAUUCAUUCUGGAGAAAAAACAUACAAGUGUGAAGAAUGUCACAAAGCCUUUCGUUAUCACUCAUCCUAUUGGAGACACAUGAAAGUUCAUAUUGCAGAGAAGUCAUACCAGUGUGAACUGAAUGGAAAAGGGUUUACUAAGCCUGCCUUUCUCUUUGGGAACAAGGCAGCUCAUACUGCAAAGAAAGCCUACAAGUGUGAAGAGUGUGGCAAGUAUUUUUGUUCAUCUUCAUCCCUUAGACGACAUCAAACAAUCCAUUCUGAAGACAAUCCCUACAAGUGUGCAGAGUGUGGCAAAAGGUUUUCCUACUUUGCACACCUUCAAGAACAUCAGACAGUUCAUACUGGAGAGAAACCAUACAAGUGUGAGGAGUGUGGCAAAUGUUUUUCCUCAUCUUCAUCCCUUAAACGACAUCAAACAAUCCAUUCUGAAGACAGUCCCUAUAAGUGUGUAGAAUGUGGCAAAUGGUUUUCCUGUUCCAGGAGUCUUCGGGAACAUCAUGCAAUUCAUACUGGAGAGAAACCAUACAAGUGUGAAGAAUGUCACAAAACCUUUCGUAAAUACUCAACCUUUUGGAAACACAAGAGAGUUCAUACUGCAGAGAAAUCCUACGAGUGUAAAAAGUGUGGGAGCUGUUUUUUCUCAUCUUCAACCCUCAGACGGCAUCAGGCAGUUCACUCGGAAGACUAUCCCUACAAGUGUGAAGAGUGUGGCAGCUGUUUUUACUCAUCCUUGUUCUUCAGACGCCAUCAAAUAAUCCAUUCUGAAGACAGUCCUUAUAAAUGCGGAGAAUGUGGGAAACGCUUUUCCUGUUCCAGGAGUCUUCGGGGACAUCAAGCAAUUCACACUGGAGAGAAACCUUACAAGUGUGAACAGUGUCAUGAAGCCUUUCGUAAUAGCUCAUCCCUUUGGAGACACAAAAAAGUUCAUACUGCAGAGAAAUCAUAGCAUUGUGAAGAGUGUGGCAAAUGUUUUUCUUCCUUUUCAUGCCUUAGAUGACAUCAAACACUCCAUUCUGAAGGUAACCCCUCCAAGUGCGCUGAGUGUGGAAAUGCUUUUCUACUUUGCAUACCUUCAAGAACUUCACUGGAGAGAAACCAUCAAGGGUGAAGAGCUGGUAAAUGAUUUUACUCAUCUUCAUCCCUUAGGUAACAGAGAGAGAGAGAGAGAAUUCAUUCUGAGCACAGUCUCUAAAAGUAUGAGGAAUGUGGCAAAGACUGUUAAUCUUUAUAAGCUUAUUGGACACAUGAUAGUUCAUACUAGAGAGAAAUUCUACAAACGUCUUAAAAGUUUACCCUUCUUCAGCCCAUAAAACACAUAAAAUGAAUCAUUCUGACUAGAAAUUCUGUGAGUGCCGGGAGAAACAAGGGCGGAAAGAGGAGUCAUGAGGAGAGGCCAGCCAGCCAACAAGGAAGCAGGAUGUGUAGAAAAUGAGAUAAUAAGCCAUGAGCCAUGUGACAAAGCAUAGAUAAGGAAUAUGGGUUGAUUUAAAAGUAAGAGUUCUGGGAGACUAUCUCCUAAUUCCCAGUGGGUCUGAUGACCUGGAAUGGGUGUGUAAAGUCAGGUCAGUGACAAAAUUCUGACCAUCUGUUUCAAACAAGUGGCCUGAGCCAUUUUUAUUUUUACAGUUUCAAUAGUUUGCCUAAACAUUUUUUCAAUCUUAUUUAUUCUCUUAAGUUUCUAAUAAUAAUUACAAUACCUGCCAAUUUUUUCCCUCACCUCAUUCCCUUUCCGGCCCCAACCUUCCCACUGCUAAUCAUUACCUAUUUGAUUCAUAGCUUUAAUAUUGGAAGCACAAGCAAUCUAGCAAACAACAGAGGAAGUUUUCUAACUAGGCACACCUACAGGUAGAACAGUGUGUUUAGCUGGCUGCAUUUGUGGUUACAGAAAGAAAAUUUUGCCCCUAGCAGUUAUGUUUCACUCUGGUCAAAUCUAUACUCAUCAUAAUCAACUCAUCAGCGAGGCUGGACCAAUUCGUUCUUCAUUCUGUACUCUAAUAUCUCCUAUAGGGAAUAUACCAGGAGUUUUCCUAUCAUCUUGUAAGCUACAUAACUAAAAAGCUUACUCUUUAUAGCUGGCACUGUUUAUCUCAUGUUCUCAUGUGUUUCUCCUCCCAACUUUCUACAGUAUUGGCACAGCUGUUAAAGACGAGAGCAUUGUGGGUUUCUGUGAUUCUGCUUCGUUCCCUGUUCCUAGACUGUCCCAUUAACCCUUGAUAUCAUCUAUUUAUUAACAUUUCUCUAAGAUUCUUGUGGUUAAAAUCAUUCUAUCUAGAACAGUUAUGCAAAUUUAUAAUAUUGUCCUGAACUUCUGUGACUCUCUCAGGAUAGUCACAAGGUGCAUUUAACAUCCUGUUCUUAAGCCUGAAUUCAUGGUCACACCUGAAACAUCAAAGACUUUAGGGGCUAACUCAAAUGCACUCUGUAUUUUUAACAACAUCCCUUCUGGUUCACCCAGAGGAGAGUAUUCAGGGGGAAGGUUUUCCUUUUGUAAAUAGCCAUUUCAUCCAUAGCUCUAAGAAAGUGAAGCUCAAAUUAACCAGCAAUAAUUUGUAUAAGGGAAGCAAGAAGAGUGCUCCUGGGGUCAUGUCCAGAAUUAUGCAGCAAACUAGCCAUGGGCCUUGCCAAAAAUGGGUCAGAUUCUCGAGCGCCUUGCAACAAGGAGAGUUUGUUCAGGCUGUUCUAAGGAACCCCCAAGAAAUCCACAUGGCUCCCAGCAUAUUUUUCGUUUUUAAAUUGAAGUUCAUGAACAUCACGAAGGACUAUGAGAAAGGCAAGUCUUAAUUUAUGUAGAGGACUGGAAAGAGAAUGAUUAAAAUAAAAAAUAAACCAAGAGCAACAACCAAAUUAAUGAUAAAUGUCCAAAAAUGUUUUAUAGUUAAAAAGGUAAUUGAAUUAAAAAAAAAUCAUUUCCCAAAUCAUACAUUACUUGAAAACAGGAGAGAAAAUCUCUAGCUUAUUGUACCUAUUUUAAUGUUUCCUUGAAUCCCAUAUCAACAGAAGAUAGGGAAGAUUUAUACAUUACUUGAGAAAAUACUUCCUUAGUCCUCAAGGGAGCUGAAGGUGCUGGGGCAGUUCUAAAAAUAUUAACAGUAGUUGGACUCACCAAGAUAAGAUACAUACAUAAUGGAGUAUUUUCUCUGAAUUUGUCAAAUGCUAGUGGAUUCACAUUGUUAAUGUGAUU